Oikopleura dioica is the source of this 762-nucleotide messenger RNA. The record is from the annotation of a GenBank genome assembly. NCBI's taxonomy places the organism in Eukaryota, Metazoa, Chordata, Appendicularia, Copelata, Oikopleuridae.
AUGGAGCCAGUCAAUGAUAUAAAUGAUCAAUUACAAUCAAAUAGAGAGAUUACUCCGUCAAGAACUUGCGAGAGCGAAAAAAAGUGUAACUACAGGGAAGCUGUCUGGGCUAUUCUUGUCCUAAUUUUUGCCGGCGGUAUCGUUUUGGCCAUGACUUUGCCCUUCAUUCUUGAGCCAUUCAACACGACAACAACUACAACUACGACAACCACAACGACAACAACAACUCCUUUCGACGAAGAUUGGGCAAAUUGCGCGAGAUGCAAAGAACGAGUAGACAUAUGGAACCAAACGCGCGGCAAUAAUGAUGACGAUGAAGGAUGCUUUCAAGAUGGUUUCGACUUUAUUCAAAGAUGCCCGAAUCGGAAUGAUUUAUGCUCAGCAUCUCUUUGGGCCAAAAUGUAUUCUGAUGGAGAAAUUUUAUACGAGAUAAAACGAGAAUGCGUUGGCAAGGAUUUUGACAGGCAAUGUUAUAGUUCAAGCUUAGUUCAAAAUUGUACAUCUUUGUGUGACCCAAUAGCAAGCGGCAUCGGCUGCAAUGUUGGCCUUGAGGAUGUUUCAGAUCAAUUUGAGUCAGAAAAUAAUGUGACAAGUUGUUAUCAAUGCGAUCACGUUGUAUUCCGCUUGAAAGAGCAAACAAAACCAAUUUUACAAAGCGGAGUCAAAUCAAGAGAAUAUCAUCGAGGAUGCGUGCCUUUUGAGCUUGAAAAUGUAGAAACUUGCUAUGAAGAAACUUAUACUGACGGCCGUAAAAAAAUAUAA